Messenger RNA from Ananas comosus (pineapple), 2593 nucleotides. RefSeq names its product subtilisin-like protease SBT1.5. Lineage: Eukaryota; Viridiplantae; Streptophyta; Magnoliopsida; Poales; Bromeliaceae. The record is from RefSeq and is a predicted model, not a curated record. Gene Ontology annotation, biological process: proteolysis. The transcript is spliced from 2 exons. The coding region runs from base 140 to 2449 and encodes 769 amino acids. Gene Ontology annotation, molecular function: serine-type endopeptidase activity.
CUAGCCCGUGUGCAUCGAUCUAUGCCGAGUAUAUUUAUAUAUAUAUAUCUCUUCUACCUGUGGAGAACCGUAUCCCACAUGCUCACCCUCUUCUUCUUCCUCUUCUCCGAGCAUUGUUAUCGUUCGGUCCCGCGCAAAAAUGAAGAGUCGGCAACGGCUUGCUCUCCUCACCGCAUUCUCUUCUCUCCUUCCUAUUGUUGCUAUUGUCCACGCACAGCUAUUCCCCAUAGUGAACGAACCCAACGCCGACUCCAACGUGCUCCAAACGUACAUCGUCAACGUGGACAAGCCACUCGGCGCCGACUCCUUUGGCGCCCACGAAUUACGCAGCUACCACGAGUCGUUUCUGCCGACGCCGACUUUGGAUUCGGGCGCGCCCCGUCUCAUCUACUCCUACCGUGACGUCAUGAGCGGGUUCGCGGCGCGGCUGACGCCGGCCGAGGUCGCCGACAUGGAGUCGAAGCCCGGGUUCGUCCACGCGCGCGUGGACCAGGUCCACCCGCUCCUCACCACGUACACCCCCGAGUUCAUGGGCCUCACCCAACAGAACAGCGCCGCGUGGGCGAGCGCGGGCUUCGGGCAGGGCGUCGUGAUCGGGAUCCUGGACACGGGGAUCCACCCGACGCACCCCUCGUUCGACCCCGCCGGGAUGCCGCCGCCCCCGCCCAACUGGCGAGGAAACUGCUCCUUGGCGAGCGGGGUCUGGUGCAACAACAAGAUCAUCGCCGCGCGCGGGUUCAACAAUUCCGUGGACGCCACGGCGCUCGACACCGACGGGCACGGCACCCACGUUGCCAGCACCGCCGCCGGGAACUCCCUCGACAACGCCAACGUCCUCGGACGCGCCUUCGGCACCGCCACGGGGAUGGCGCCGCGGGCGCACCUCGCCAUCUACAAGGUGUGCUUUGAAAACGGCUGCGCCACCAGCAACACCCUCGCCGCGAUUGACCAGGCAAUAUACGACGGUGUUGACAUCAUCUCCAUGUCCAUUGGCGGCAAUGCGACGUAUAGGUAUUACUAUGACGGCAUAGCCCAGGGGUCGCUGGCAGCUUUGUCGCAUGGGAUUAUCGCUGUCGCCGCUGCUGGGAACGAAGGACCGGCUGAGAACACUUUGGCACAUGACGCGCCAUGGGUCCUGACUGUCGGGGCAGCAUCUACCGAUCGGAGGUGUAGAGCGAUUGUGAAGCUGGGGAACGGAGAGGAGCUAGAGGGCGAGACAGCAUACCAGCCGAGCUCAUUCAACCAGUCGAGAGUGCUGCCGAUCGUGUACCCGGGGGCGAUCGCCGGCUACGAUGCAAUGUUAUGCUUGAAGGGGUCGCUGGACUACAUUGAUGUACGGCAGAAGAUAGUGCUGUGCCACCUUGGCAACAAUACCAACGUCGAGAAAGGCGAGGUAGUGUACGCGGCCGGCGGGGCGGCGAUGGUUCUGCUGAACCCGCAGUAUCUGGGUUUCACGACAUUUGCGGACGCGCACGUUCUUCCGGCGGUGUACUUGACCCACUACGGUAGGCUACAACUUACCUCCUAUUACUACUCGCUGCUAAAUUCUUCAGGCGUUAGUGCUGCCAAUGCGUCGAUCGUCUUCCACAAGACGACGUACGGCAACCGGCCAUCGCCGGCGGUGGUCGCCUUCUCCUCCCGUGGGCCGCCACCCUCGAACGGUGGGAUUUUAAAGCCCGACGUACUCGCCCCUGGUUCGAACAUCCUCGCGGCAUGGCCGUUCGCAGUCGGACCCAAUCCCUCCGGGCUUACCGUAUGGACAUUCAAUUUCGAGAGCGGCACGUCGAUGGCGACCCCUCACGUGGCCGGCAUUACCGCGCUGAUCAAGAAAAAACACCCAACGUGGCCGCCAGCUUACGUAAACUCGGCAGUUAUAACAUCGGCAAAGGACGUCGACCUCAACGGGAAUCCGAUCGCCGACGAGAAAUUGAACCGCACAGCAAGCAUAUUCGCAACUGGCGCCGGACACGUCGACCCCGUGAGGGCUAUGGAUCCCGGGCUCGUGUACGACAUCCAGCCCGACGACUAUGUCGGCUAUUUAUGCGGGCUUGGGUACGCCGACUGGGAACUGCAAAUGCUGUACAACAGGCCGGUGACGUGCUCGGCCGUGAAUUGGAUACCUGCGUCGGCGAUGAACUACCCGUCGAUACAGGUGUCGCUGCCGAGGAGGGUGAGGUCCACGGUGACGGUGAGCCGCACGGUGACGAACGUCGGGGAUCCGAGGUCGGUGUACACGGCGCGGAUCACGGCGCCGCAGCUGAUGAGGGUUGACUUGUCAACACACCAGCUACGCUUUUCGAGGCUGUACGAGGAGGCGAGCUUCGACGUUACUCUAACGGUGAUCAGCCCUCCCUCGGGCUUCGUGCCGCCCAAGUACGCGGCGGGGAAGAUCGAGUGGGUCUCCGGGAAUCGUGUGGUCAAGACCCCCAUUGCGGUUAAGUUCGUUUGAUGGGGUAAUGUACGUCUAUGCAUGCAUACAUACGUACAUACAGCGCAUUUAAUUCCAAUUAUAUAAUACGAGACAGGAUAUUUUAUAUAUCAUGUAAGAUUAUCCGAUACCAAUAAUAGGAGAUAUUUAUCUCAACUUUUGAAA